AUGGCAGCACCGGCGCUUUACUCAAAGUAUGCUAGAGUUUGGAUCCCAGAUCCUGUGGAUGUGUGGAGAUCAGCAGAGCUGAUUGAAGACUAUGUUCCUGGAGACACAGCUUUACAUCUGCAGCUUGACGAAGGCACGGAACUGGAAUACAAACUGGACCCUAAAAGCAACAACCUGCCUCCCCUCCGUAAUCCAGACAUCCUCGUUGGAGAGAAUGACCUCACAGCUCUGAGCUACCUGCAUGAACCGGCUGUGCUACACAACCUGCGUGUCAGAUUCGUCGACUCUAAGCUAAUCUACACUUACUGUGGUAUCAUCCUAGUAGCUAUUAAUCCUUACGAGGCCCUGCCGAUCUAUGGAGCAGACAUCAUUAAUGCAUACAGCGGGCAGAACAUGGGGGACAUGGACCCUCACAUUUUUGCUGUAGCCGAGGAAGCCUACAGACAGAUGGCCAGAGAUGAGAGAAAUCAGUCUAUCAUAGUGAGUGGAGAGUCUGGAGCAGGAAAGACUGUGUCUGCUAAAUAUGCCAUGCGUUACUUUGCCACAGUUAGUGGCACUUCUACAGAGGCCAGUGUGGAGGACAGAGUGUUGGCCUCAAGCCCUAUAAUGGAGGCUUUUGGAAAUGCCAAAACAACCCGAAAUGACAACAGCAGUCGCUUUGGGAAGUACAUAGAGAUCGGAUUUAAUAGAAGUUAUCACAUCAUUGGGGCUAACAUGAGGACAUAUUUGCUGGAGAAAUCUCGAGUUGUGUUUCAGGCAACUGAGGAACGUAACUAUCACAUCUUCUAUCAGCUCUGUGCCUCUGCCCAGUUACCUGAAUUCAAAGCUCUCCAAUUAUGCAGCGUGAAUGAGUUUAACUACACUAAUCAAGGCAGGAGCCCCGUCAUAGAUGAAGUGAAUGACUCGCAGGAAAUGCAAGCCACACAGAAGGCGUUCUCACUUUUGGGUAUUUCUGAAAUGCUACAAAUGCAUGUGUUUCAAAUCCUGGCAGCCAUUCUUUACCUUGGCAAUGUGGAGAUUGUAAAAGGCUCAGGGAACUGCAGUGUAUCUGGUGACAGUAGACACCUAUCUGUAUUCUGCGAUCUACUGAUGGUGUCUCGGGAGGACAUGGCUCACUGGUUGUGUCAUAAAAAACUGAAGACAGCCACAGAAACCUUCAACAAACCUCUGGCCAAAACGGAGGCGGUGGACGGGCGUGAUGCUUUGGCUAAACACAUCUACGCCAAGCUCUUCACUUGGAUAGUCAGCCAGAUUAAUAAAGCUCUACAUUCGUCCAGCAAGCAGCACUCAUUUGUUGGGGUGCUAGACAUCUACGGGUUUGAGACUUUUGAAAUAAACAGCUUUGAGCAGUUUUGUAUCAACUACGCCAAUGAGAAACUCCAACAACAGUUUAACAUGCAUGUGUUUAAACUUGAGCAAGAAGAAUACCUCAAAGAGAAAAUCCCAUGGACUCUGAUUGAUUUCUAUGACAACAAGCCAUGUAUUAACCUUAUUGAGGCCAAGAUGGGAGUGCUUGAUCUGCUUGAUGAGGAGUGUAUGAUGCCAAAAGGAUCAGAUGAUUCAUGGGCCCAGAAGCUCUAUAACACCCAUCUAAAGAAGAGUGCUCACUUCGACAAACCACGCAUGUCGAAUAAGGCCUUUAUUAUCCAUCAUUUUGCUGACAAGGUGGAAUAUCGGUGUGAUGGAUUUCUGGAGAAAAACAAAGACACAGUGAAUGAGGAACAGAUAAAUGUGUUAAAGUCGAGUAAGUUUGCAUUUCUGCUGGAGCUCUUCCAGGAUGAGGAGAAGACUGCUGGUUCUAGUGUUACAGAAGCUUCUAAUCGUGCAAAACUGACCCGUGUCCAGUCUUUCAGAGAGCAUAAAAAAUCUGUUGGACUGCAGUUCCGGAACUCUUUGCACUUGCUCAUGGAGACCCUAAACGCUACAACUCCUCACUAUGUGCGCUGCAUUAAACCUAAUGAUGAGAAAGCUUCUUUCAUGAUGAAUCCCAAUAGAGCAUCUCAGCAGUUAAGAGCGUGUGGAGUGCUGGAGACUAUCCGCAUCUCAGCAGCAGGCUUUCCAUCCAGGUGGACGUAUCAGGACUUUUUUAGUCGGUACCGAGUGCUGAUGAAACAGAAAGAUGUGCUAUCUGAAAUAAAGUUAACCUGUCAAAAUGUUCUAGAAAAGCUGAUACAGGAUCCUGAUAAAUACAAGUUUGGGAAGACUAAGAUCUUCUUUCGGGCUGGACAGGUAGCAUAUUUGGAGAAAUUGCGAGCUGAUAAGCUUCGCAUGGCUUGCAUUAAGAUCCAGAAAACUAUCCGCUGCUGGACGGCCCGCAAGAAAUACCUGCGCCUGCGCAGAGCUGCAGUCACCAUUCAAAGAUAUGCACGGGGACAGCAGGCUCGGGCCCUGUGUAAGUCCUUGAGAAGAACAAAAGCAGCUGUGGUCAUUCAGAAGUAUCAGCGCAUGUAUGCUGUCAAGCAGCUGUACCAGCGGAAAAAAGUGGGAGCACUUCUCAUACAGCGACUGCUCCGUGGCCAUGCAGCCAGGAUGCAGUAUAGACAGCUACGGUACGAGCAAAAGGCCAUUGUUGUGCAGAGCUGGGUGCGAGGAUGGUCAGCAAGAAUGCGCUAUAAACGGACUUUGCAGGCUGUGGUGUAUCUUCAGUGCUGUGUGCGCCGAAUGCUGGCUCGUCGAGAACUCAGAAAACUCAGGAUUGAGGCCCGUUCAGUUGAGCACUACAAGAAACUACACGUUGGUAUGGAGAACAAAAUAAUGCAGUUGCAGAGAAAAGUGGAUGAGCAGCAUAAAGAGAACAAGAAGCUUUCAGAGCGCUUGUGUGCAGUUGAGAGCAGUAGUGUUGCUGAGGUGCAGAAGUUACGUAUCCAGCUAGAGGCUAUGCACAAAGUCAAGGAAGAAGCCCGUAGUUUUUGUGAGCAGGUGUCUUGUUUGGAAGAGGAGCUAGAACUGGCCUGUCAUGAACUGGAGAAAAACAGAAAGAUGCUUGCAGAGGUGAAUGAGACAAAUAGUCUGCUGAAGAGUGAGAAGGAUGAGCUGAACAAACUAAUCCAGGAACAGGGCCAACAGAUUACUGAUGAUCUGCAAAAGGUCCAUCAGGAGAACAUAGAAAAUGUUCAGACCGAGCUGAUAGAAGAGCGCAGUCACUACCAGAAUCUUCUGACUGAACACCUGAAACUGGAGGAGCUGUACACUAAUGUGAAGUCACAAAAAGAAGCUGCAACAGUAGAGCUGAAUGAAGGUGUGGACGUAGCUCUGCUGUUGAAGCUACAGAGACGAGUUGCUGAGCUGGAGCAGGAGAAGCUGAACCAGCAUAAAGACUGGGAUUCCAAAGAGGAACAACUCCAACAGGACCAUGCCAAGGAACUGGAUGGGUGUCAGAGAACAUUACAAGCUGAGAGAGACUAUGAGGCCCAAAAGCGACAGGAGCUUGAGUCAGAGAAUAAAAGACUGAAAAAGGACCUGAAUGAUCUGCGCCUGUCUCUCACUAAAGGAAAGGGCUCAAACUUAGCAUCUCCUGGUAGGCCAGCCUACAACGUACUUCUGGAACAGUUGAACUCUACCAGUGAGGAGUUGCAAAUGCGUAAGGAGGAGGUCCUCAUGCUGCGUACUCAGCUGGUCAGUCUUGAGGCCUUCAGAUUUAAGCAGGAAGCUUCAACAGAAGGUGACUCUGGUGACUCUAACAGAUCUUCCACUCUGGCUCUACACGAGCUGAAUGAAGAUGGAGAGCUAUGGAUAGUCUAUGAAGGAUUGAAAGAAACUAACAGGUUGCUGGAAACACAGCUGCAAGCUGAGCAGCAAAGACAUUCCGAGGAGCUAGAAGCUUUGAAAUCAGAGUUGCAGGUCUUAAAGGAGGAGAGAGACCAGCAGCAGGAUUUCCUUUCCAGCAGCCUACAACUGCCUCAGGACGAUCGUGUAAAUGCAACGCUACAACAUGAAAUUAGCCGCCUCACACACCAAAACCUGGAUCUAAUGGAGGAAAUGGACAAACAGGACAAGAUCGUUCGCAAGCUGAAGAAACAACUAAAGAUUUACAUGAAAAAGUUUGAAGAGUCGGACAAUGCCUCAUUGGAUCAGGCUUUUUCUGAAAACAGGAUGAAAGAAGUGUUUCCAGAAGUCAGCAUUCUCCGCAAAGAACGACAUUGCCAGGGUAUGCUGGAGUGCAAGAAGGAAGAUGAGAGCAAGCUCCUCAAUACCCUUAUUACAGAGCUGAAGCCCAAAGGAGUUGCUGUGAGUGUGAUUCCAGGCCUGCCAGCCUAUAUUCUGUUCAUGUGUCUCCGCCAUGCUGACUACACCAACAAUGACCAGAAAAUGUGCACUCUGCUCAACUCAUCAGUCAGCUGCAUUAAGAAUGUGUUAAAGAAAAGAGGCAGUGACUCCGAUACAGUUUCGUUUUGGCUGGCCAACACCUGCCGCCUACUGCAUUGUCUGAAACAGUAUAGUGGAGAAGAGGUCUUUUCUAAACACAACACUUCCCAGCAGAACAAGCAGUGCUUGCAGAACUUUGACCUGACUGAAUACUGGCAGAUUCUGAGUGAUUUAGUCAUCCAGAUCUACCAUCAACUCAUCAAGUGCAUGACGGACAUUGUUCAGCCUAUGAUUGUGGCAGCUAUGUUGGAGCAGGACACCAUCCCGGGUGUGCUGGGAUUGAAACCCACAGGGCUGAGGCAGCGUACCUCUAGUUUUCACGUGAAGGGCUCCUAUACUCUGGAGUCUAUUUUAAAACAGCUUGAAUCAUUUUACUCUGUUCUUGUUCAGCAUGGAAAUGACCCUGAGAUCAUCAGACAAGUGCUUAAACAGCAGUUUUACAUCAUCUGUGCCAUCACACUUAACAACCUGCUCCUGCGCAAAGACAUGUGCUCCUGGAGCAAAGGCCUCCAGAUCAGGUAUAAUGUGUGUCAGCUGGAGGAGUGGUUGAUGGAUAAGGGAGUAAAGAGUGGUGGGGUGAGAGAGACUCUGGAGCCUCUUAUCCAGGCUGCUCAGUUACUGCAGAUCAAGAAGAAAAGUCAGGAAGAUGCAGAGGCCAUUGCCACAAUGUGCACUGCGCUCACUGCUACACAGAUUGUGAAAAUCCUGAACCUUUACACCCCAGUCAAUGAAUUUGAGGAGCGAGUGUCAGUUCCAUUCAUUAAAUCUGUACAGGCUUUAUUAAAGGACCGUCAGGAGUCUUCUCAGCUGCUUAUGGAUAGUAAAACUGUUUUUCCUAUCAGCUUCCACUUUACUCCCUCCACUGUGGCCUUGGAGAGCCUCCAGAUUCCCCAAAGCCUUAACCUCAGCUUCCUCAAAAGGCUAUAAAUAGCCACAAC
Trichomycterus rosablanca is the source of this 5303-nucleotide messenger RNA. RefSeq names its product myosin VAb (gene myo5ab). The record is from RefSeq and is a predicted model, not a curated record. NCBI's taxonomy places the organism in Eukaryota, Metazoa, Chordata, Actinopteri, Siluriformes, Trichomycteridae. Gene Ontology annotation, cellular component: cytoplasm; myosin complex; actin cytoskeleton. The transcript is spliced from 39 exons. The coding region runs from base 1 to 5292 and encodes 1763 amino acids. Gene Ontology annotation, biological process: vesicle transport along actin filament; actin filament organization. Gene Ontology annotation, molecular function: microfilament motor activity; ATP binding; actin filament binding.